CUGACAUGAUAGCGUCAUGGGGACGUAGAGCCGCAACACCCUAGCGCGACAUUUCCACAUUUCCUCCCCAUCACCAUUACAAUUACCCACCACACCUCCACCCUCUCAACUCCCAGGAAUCUCUCAAAAAAGACGCCUGCAAACCCCGCUAUGAAACCAAUAUAACACCACUCCAAAAAAAAAUGCCACCAUUCAAAUCCGCCCGUCCCCUCCUUCACCACCCAUCACACCACCUCCCUCAACGCCGCACCUUCCUCCCAAACCCCUUCUCCGCUCUCACCCCCCCUUCUUCUUCCUCCUCCCCCCCUCAAAUCCUAACCGCGACGCGAACCCUCCCCUUCCCUCCGGCCCCCGUCUACUCCAUCAUCGCCGACGUCCCCGCUUACUCGUUCUUCCUCCCCUACUGCGCCCACAGCUCCGUCUCAAAAUGGUCCUUGCCCGAUAAGCGCUACGGGCGGCGCUGGCCCUCCGAAGGGGUAAUAACAACGGGUUUCGGCGCUAUAACGGAGAGUUUUGCGAGUCGGAUUUAUUGUGUACCCGGCAGGUGGGUGGAAAGUGUGGGGGGUGAGGCGGAGACGUCGUUGGAGGCGGAGGAGAUUGCGCAUCAUUUUGAUGAAGGCGAGACACAAGGGCAGAGGAGGAGUCCGGGGGAGAAUGGACUGUUGACGUAUCUAAGGAGUAAAUGGGAAGUUGAGGCAGUACGGGAGGCGCAGACAAGAGUGAGUCUGGUGGUGGAGUUUUCGUUUGCGAAUCCAAUGUAUGCCGCGUUGAGCGGGGGCGUGGCGCCCAAGGUUGCGGAAUACAUGGUUAAAGCUUUUGAGAGGAGGGUGCAGGAGGUUUUGGAGAGGAAUCCGGACAUGGCCAAGGCGAGUCUGGCGGAUUUGGAUGGGAGUGCGAUGAAGAGGAAGUAAUGGGCUACAUCACGGUAGCAAAAGCAUAAAGACAUCACCUGCAUAAUAGACGGUAGCAGCAUUUUUGAGCGAAU
Messenger RNA from Bipolaris sorokiniana ND90Pr, 985 nucleotides. RefSeq lists its product as uncharacterized. The coding region runs from base 183 to 911 and encodes 242 amino acids. The transcript has a single exon. Gene Ontology annotation, molecular function: ubiquinone binding. Gene Ontology annotation, cellular component: mitochondrion. NCBI's taxonomy places the organism in Eukaryota, Fungi, Ascomycota, Dothideomycetes, Pleosporales, Pleosporaceae. Gene Ontology annotation, biological process: cellular respiration; ubiquinone biosynthetic process. The record is from RefSeq and is a predicted model, not a curated record.